AUGAUUAAGGGAGCACGCCAUAGAGAAGUGCGAAUCCUGGAUGCAAGAAUGGGAGAAGAGACACAACUUCGCAUAGUUAUGCUGCCGUGGUUGGCACAAGGUCAUAUUAAUCCUUUCAUAAAUCUUUCCAAGGCCUUGGCAAGCCAUGGGGACGUAAAAGUCUGGAUCGUAUCAACCCCUGUCAAUAUAUCCCGAAUCAGAUCUCGCUUGCAGAAGGAACCCAUCCACCUGUUGGAGUUGCCAUUGACCUCUGUCGACGGACCCCCCCCUGGCGUCGAAUGCACAGCAGACAUUAAAGCAGAAUCAGCCCAUCUCCUUCACAGGGCAUUCGAUCAACUGGACAAGCCGUUUGAGAGUCUUUUGCGGCGCCUUUCGCCAAAUUUAUUGGUGUACGACAUCGUAGGGCCAUGGGCUGCGACGGUGGCCUCCCUCCUGGACAUACCGAGCUUUGCGUUCUCCGUCUACAGUCCGGCGGCAUUCGCUUAUUUUGUCGGCCAUUGCAAGGCAGCAGAGAGUAGCAGGGACGUGAAGGCGGAAGAUUUGACCCAACCUCCGACAGAUUAUCCGCUGCCUAUCAUCUCGUGGAGACUGUUCGAAGCGCGCCUCGUCUUGGGCAACUUCAUUGCAUUCGCCGACCGUGUGUGGGCGUGUUGCCAGCAGUCGUGUGGAAUAGUGAUAAAGUCGUGCUUUGAAGAGGAGGACAAGUAUCUGAAAUACCUAAGCCAUAUUACUGGAAAGCCAGUGAUUUCCGCUGGUCCGUUAGUGAUUGCCGGUGGGGCAACGGAGGAUAAGUCUGGAAAUUACGUGGUAGAGUGGCUUGAUAAGCAACGGCCCUCGUCGGUGGUGUUUGUAGCCUUCGGAAGCGAGUCGUUUCUGUCGGCGGAGCAGAUAUGGGAAUUGGCGGUGGCACUGGAGGACAUCGGGCUGCCAUUUCUCUGGUCGUUGCGAUCUUCUGACGGGACGUCCUCCGCGUUGUCGUUGUUGCCCGAUGGUUUUGUCCGGGGGCUAGUGUAUGGCGGGUGGGUGCCUCAGGUGAGUAUCGUUUCCCAUCCUUCUGUGGGCAGCUAUGUGACCCACGGCGGGUGGAGCUCGGUGAUGGAAGCAUUGCUCUACUCCGGGUUACCGCUGGUGUUGAUUCCGUUGCGGCAUGACCAGGGGCUCAACUGUCGACAGAUUGCGCUCGAAUUAAAUGCGGGAAUUGAAGUGGAGAGGAACGAGGAGGGGUGUUUUAGCAGGGAGGACGUGUGUAAGGCAGUUUUGAUGGUGAUGGGUAAAGGAGAGAAAGGGAAGAAGAUUCGAUCGAGGGUGAGAGAACUACGUGGCGCCUCAACAGAGAACGUCAACAGGCGUAUAUGGGAGAGUUAG
Messenger RNA from Cryptomeria japonica (Japanese cedar), 1365 nucleotides. Its product is annotated as anthocyanidin-3-O-glucoside rhamnosyltransferase-like. The transcript has a single exon. Bases 1 to 1365 code for a protein of 454 amino acids. Gene Ontology annotation, molecular function: UDP-glycosyltransferase activity. Lineage: Eukaryota; Viridiplantae; Streptophyta; Pinopsida; Cupressales; Cupressaceae. The record is from RefSeq and is a predicted model, not a curated record.